AUGGAGGCUCUUUCUUCCCGCCAGCUAUUCACGAGCCCGAUCCCCCUUCGUUCCUAUAUUCGCGCCCGCGAUACAGUCACAUUCCGGCCGACAUCACUUCCCGUGCUCUCGUCGCGCACCCGCUUUACAGUCACACCCACCGCCAGCGCUCUCGGCAACGGGGAGAAACCCCGCCAAGCGCGCAAUUCCGCUCCGCCCUCCGCCGUUUCGCAAUCCGCGGAGUCGCGCGCGCAGCAGGCAGGGGCGGCGGGCGCGGAGAAAGAGGAGCCGCUCCCCGUGUCGCAUCUGACGGCGAUCUCCCCCGUCGACGGGCGCUACGGCCGCCUGCCCGCGCUGCAGCGGCUCCGCCGCAUUUUCAGCGAGUUUGGUCUGAUUAAGUUCCGCGUGCUUGUGGAGGUGCGGUGGCUGCAGCAGCUGUCGCGCAUGCCCGAGGUGGUGGAGGUGCCGCUCCUCUCCCCCCAGGCCCAUGCUGACUUAGACGCUGUUGUGACUGGGUUCAGCGAGGCGGACGCACAAGAGGUGAAGCGGGUGGAGGCGACAACCAACCACGAUGUGAAGGCGGUGGAGUAUUUCCUCAAGGCUAGGUUCCAGGACCACCCAGAGAUCAGCCCGAUCCUGGAAUUUUUCCACUUCGCGUGCACGUCAGAGGAUAUUAACAACCUCUCGCACGGCCUCAUGCUGUCAGCCGCCGUGAAGGAUGAGGUGCUGCCCGCCAUGGAUGGGGUCAUCGCCACGCUCAAGGGCAUGGCGCAUAAGUAUGCAGACCAGCCCAUGCUGUCGCGCACCCACGGGCAGACCGCUUCCCCCACAACGGUCGGCAAGGAGCUGGCAGUCUUCGCCGCCCGGCUGCAGGCGCAGCGGGAUCAAAUCUCCGCCGUCCAGAUCCUCGGGAAGAUGGCCGGCGCGGUGGGCAACUACAACGCCCACGUGGCAGCAUACCCGGAUGCUGAUUGGUCGGCUGUGGCAGAGGAAUUUGUGACGGGACUAGGGUUACGGCUGAACCCGUAUGUGACGCAGAUCGAACCGCAUGACUAUGUGGCGGAGCUGUUUGAUGCCGUGUGCCGCUUCAACACCAUACUGAUUGACUUGGACCGGGAUAUGUGGGGAUAUAUCUCGCUCGGUUAUUUCCGCCAGCGGCCUGUGAAGGGCGAGAUCGGCUCGUCCACCAUGCCGCACAAGGUGAACCCCAUCGACUUUGAGAACAGCGAGGGCAACCUUGGGAUUGCCAACGCCAUCAUGGGCCACCUGUCCGCCAAGCUGCCCAUCUCACGCUGGCAGAGGGACCUGACGGACUCUACUGUUCUCCGUAAUCUAGGGGUGGGUCUGGCGCACUCGCUCAUCGCCUACAGCAGCACGGCCAAAGGGCUCUCCAAGGUUGAUCUGGACGCUAUCAGGAUCGAGGCGGAUUUGAACGACUCGUGGGAGGUGCUGGCAGAGCCCAUUCAGACGGUGAUGCGGCGGUAUGGAGUUCCCAAUGCUUACGAGCGCCUCAAGGAGGCAACAAGAGGGAGAUCGGUGACGCAAUCAGAUCUGAUUGCGCUGAUCGAUUCCUUGGAGGGUGAAGUGCCUGACGAAGCCCGAGAGCAGAUGAGACAAAUGAUGCCGGCCAGCUACGUGGGGCUUGCUGCCAGGCUGGCAAAGGAGGUGUAG
Messenger RNA from Closterium sp. Naga37s-1, 1650 nucleotides. The record is from the annotation of a GenBank genome assembly. Lineage: Eukaryota; Viridiplantae; Streptophyta; Zygnematophyceae; Desmidiales; Closteriaceae.